AUGCCAAGAAGUAAAGGAAAGAUUUUAUAUAUUGAAAAUGAUACUCAAAGGAAAGCCACAUAUAAGAAGAGACAAAAAGUAGCCUUUAAAAAGGCUCAAGAAAUUAGUACUCUGUGUGAGUGUGAAGUAGCUGGCGUCAGAUAUAGUGAGUACCACAGAGAACCUAUGGUAUAUCCAAAUUAUGAAGAUGCAGUAGAAACUUUUAGGAAGUUUGAGGCGCUUCCACCAGCUGAUCAAUCAAAAAACAUGAUGACGACAGAAGAGUUUAUGAAGAAAAUUAUAGAAAAGAAGAAGGAACAAUUAUACAAGCUACAAAAGGAAAAUGAUAUGAAAGAAAAGACAAAUAUGAUGCAUGAAGUGGUAAAUGGAAAAAAGAUUUCCAUUGACAUGAAAACUAAUGAUCUUAAUGAUCUAAUGUAUGUCAUGAAACAAAAUUUGAAAAAAUUUCGCAAACUGAAAAUUAAAGCUGAUGAAGAGGGUUCUGCCUCUCAACCAAUUUCUUCUAGUGGAACCAACUCCGAGGCUCAAAUAAUUCCUUCAUCUCCUUCUGCUGAAAUGCUCCAAGAAUUAGUUCCGCAAAUGUAUUCUUCUACACCUCAACAAAUGGACUCUUCAAUGAAUAACUAUCACAACUAUUCAUCGUCGGAGUCAAUCGAGUGGGAUGAUGAUAGUAUUAUGUCUUUUUUGAUGAUUCAUAUCUCAACAACAUUAAUGUUCAAGAUCCAAACCAAAAAAAAUAACUUCUAA
Molecule: messenger RNA, 747 nt
Organism: Solanum tuberosum (potato)
Lineage: Eukaryota; Viridiplantae; Streptophyta; Magnoliopsida; Solanales; Solanaceae
Product: agamous-like MADS-box protein AGL80
Exons: 1
Coding region: 1-747 (248 amino acids)
Biological process (GO): positive regulation of transcription by RNA polymerase II
Molecular function (GO): DNA-binding transcription factor activity, RNA polymerase II-specific; cis-regulatory region sequence-specific DNA binding; protein dimerization activity
Source: RefSeq, a predicted model, not a curated record